AAAAAAAAUAAACCAAACUAAAGUGGAGAUAUAUACACUUUGGAUUUUUAAUUAAUAAACAACAUAAUUAUGUUUUCGAUUGGCAACAUUGUUAUCCUUUUACUAGUCUUCGGUACUAGUACUAUAUACGGUCAUGGCGGUUACGAUGUGGAUUACUAUUCACCUCCGAAGUACGCCUUUAAUUACGGGGUAGCUGAUCAUACCACAGGUGAUGUCAAGUCACAACAUGAAACUCGUGAUGGUGAUAUUGUGAAAGGACAAUAUUCUUUGGUGGAACCGGACGGUUCAGUGCGUACUGUUGAUUACACAGCUGAUCCUGUUAAUGGUUUUAAUGCUAUAGUUACAAAAUCUGGGCCCACGGUACAUGCUCAGACAGUUGUUGCCAAACCAGUGGCAAUAGCACCUAAACCUUUGGUAUCUUAUCAUCCUGUAAUAAAGAGUUUAACAGCUGCCCCUAUCGUGGUGGACUCGCCAAGACCUUACGACGCAGGCAUUGACACAUAUCGUAUGCUUAAGUUAUACAGACGUCAUGCCAGCUACUAUAAUGGCCAAAAGCUUAAAUUACGUCCAGAAAUCAAACACAAUACAAUUAAUUAUGCUGAUAAGGCGGCAUUUGAUUACGGCCUUGAUUAUCGGACAGCAACAACCUACGAUUAUUAAAAUUAAUUAAUGUGAGUGCUAUUGAAAUUUCUAAGCUUUAACGAAAAUUCGACCUUGUUUAUACGGAAUUGUUACACA
Molecule: messenger RNA, 738 nt
Organism: Glossina fuscipes
Lineage: Eukaryota; Metazoa; Arthropoda; Insecta; Diptera; Glossinidae
Gene: Cpr62Bb
Product: cuticle protein 7
Exons: 4
Coding region: 70-660 (196 amino acids)
Cellular component (GO): extracellular matrix
Source: RefSeq, a predicted model, not a curated record